AUGAUUCCGUUAUUGCUUGUAUUUUCUUCGGGACAAGUAUUUUUCGUGACCAGUCAGAACAACGGCAACCCUUAUUACGGAGUACCACUUGGUGCUCUUCAUUACAGUGAUGGUAAUACACGAGCGGAAGCAUAUGCUGCUAAUGAAUAUACCGUCAUUUUUCAUCAUUUCACACAUCGACCACGUCAACUAGGAUGCACUUCGAUGAUAAUUGGACCACCACGGACAACUGAUCGUAACACGGUUAAUGGCGGUGUUUUCUUGUCGAUCUCACAACCCAUGAUAGCAUCUCAGCCCACUAUUAGAAGACGAUUUACCCGUCAAGUGUCCUUCUCUAUUUUCGGCAUGCAUAAUUGGCCUGUUGAAUUUGGUCAUCUCGAACUUCGAAAAGAUGGCAAAGAACCAAUAACGACCCAGCAGAAAGAUCCGUUUGCGGGAAUUGAAAUCGAUAUGAAUCCAUCGGAGGACCUUACUCCGAAAACAAAAGACAUCCAUAUCGAGGGAAUCAGCGGUCCUGAAAUUACAGCUUCAUCAACCACAUCAACGACGAACUUCAGUGCAAUUUUCUCCUCAGUCGCUACAACUCAGAAUGAUUUUUCUUCUGAGUCAAUGAACGAAAUAACACUGUUUGACACAAAUACAACCAAUAUAUUUGAUGGCAGUGAAGUAUCCGAGAAAAUCGGCGAUGAAGUUGAACAAUCAAAUCCCACCACCGACAACAUCAUUAUUACAAAUAAAAAUACAACAACUGUGACUAACAAUCUUAAAUCGACAAGUGAAUCUGAAGAUUUCCAUACCGGUGCUGAGUUUGAAGGUGAUGAGAGAUUGACGACUACAAUAUCCUCAAAUGAUAUUUUGAAGCGAGUAAGGCCGUUGACAACGGCAGAAGGUAAUCAAAAUGAUAUCAGAAAUGAAGAAGGACAAGUUGAUAAUGAAAUUAAGGACGUUGUCAAAAAUGGUGAUAGCAGUGAAAUAUUUGCAAAUGGUGAUGUUUUUCUGCAUGAACGAAAUGGAUAUCCAUUAAAACAGGAAAAAUUACUGUCGCAUCAUGAAAAGAAAGCUGAAAAAUCCAUCAAAUUUGACCGAAAAGACAAAGGAUUUCCAAUUAUGCUUGGUGAAACUAUAUCUGAAAAAUGGGCCAGAAAAUCGUUACGGCAAUCUACUGCGGAAAAGCGAACUAAAGGUAAUGAAGACAAAUCAGCGACAGACGACUAUUUAUUAUCGGAUAAGUUCUUCAAAACAGAUGGAGAUGUGGUAUUAGUGUCAACUCAAAAUGCUGCAAUUACCACGAUGCCUUUAUCCAGAGAAUCGACACCGUUAUAUUGGGUUAUCCAAGAUCCCAGGUUGACGAAGAGAAGACGCAUGGAACUUCAAAAAAAGAAUAAACAUGAAAAUAACUUGGAUCAUAGAGCAGUAACGACAGUUACGACAACUGCAAUUGAAUCUCGUCUCAAAGUACACAUCGAUCGUCGCUUUGAGCUACCGUUGAUUGAGGACAAAACAGUUGUAUUUUCGGUUACGAAUGAUGCAAAGAUAACAGAAUAUCAGUGGAUUGCUUUACGUGAUCACUGUGCUCAAGAGAGUAAGUCUAUGGCCCAUCCUAAUUUUGGAGUACAAAUUAAUGUCUUAUCUUAUCAGCCUUACUUAAAAAAUUAUUUAAAGAAAACGAUCCCGCUGUUAUCAUUAAAAGGAAUUGAUCCGCCACAUGAGGAGAAAAUUGGUGCUCUGUUGGGACAGUCUCAUAACGUUACAUCGCAACGUGUACAGAUUUUGAAUUGCAAUACAAUCUUCAUACCAGACUUUGUAUUCGACCAAGGAAACGAUACAUCAGAAACAUAUUUCUACAUUGGUAUUGGGCAUUUUCCUGACAGAAUCGAAAAACAGGUGCGCGCCUACGUUGUUGGACAACCACCUGAUCAACCGUUGAGGAACUAUAAAAGUGAAAAUGUGAUGAUACGUCUACCGAAAACGUACCGCACAUUUGAUAUUGACUUCAUUUCGGUAUUCAAUGAAAUAGAAAGACGAUCGUAUGGACACGUUAUUACGCCAAGCUUACUUGUACCACCGUGUAAUGAUUAUGAUGUCAUCUAA
Molecule: messenger RNA, 2091 nt
Organism: Acanthocheilonema viteae
Lineage: Eukaryota; Metazoa; Nematoda; Chromadorea; Rhabditida; Onchocercidae
Source: the annotation of a GenBank genome assembly